Thermothelomyces thermophilus ATCC 42464 is the source of this 3084-nucleotide messenger RNA. RefSeq lists its product as uncharacterized. Bases 237 to 2342 code for a protein of 701 amino acids. The transcript is spliced from 4 exons. The record is from RefSeq and is a predicted model, not a curated record. Gene Ontology annotation, molecular function: transmembrane transporter activity. Gene Ontology annotation, biological process: transmembrane transport. NCBI's taxonomy places the organism in Eukaryota, Fungi, Ascomycota, Sordariomycetes, Sordariales, Chaetomiaceae.
ACAGGCGCCACGGCAAAAGAAGCCUACGGUGUACUUGUCUCCGGCCCCUAGCAGCAGUGGUACAAUUGUUCUUUUAAUGUCGGUUUGAGAAUCGUGCUCCUACACCUUUCAAUCUCUUCCCUUGGACACGGCCCCCGACCAUUCCUUCGUCUUGUCUGCAGGACAGCCACGACAAAUGCCAUUCGUUUACGGGGUCGUAAUCUUCUCUGCGAGUUGAGAUCUCAUCGAUCAUUAUCAUGAACCCCCUUGGCACGGGAGCGGAUACAGACAAGCAGUCAAGCAUCGAGAAGCCCUCGCUAGACCAAAGCAAAGACACGAGAGAUCUCGAGAUGAGAGAAGGGUCACGGACGACGGUUCCUCCAACGCCCUUGGCAAAGGACCUGCCUCCGAUGCCACCUCCAACGAAGCUCGACUCCUUGGGAGCUACCACAGGAGUUCCCACUAGCCCCUAUGAGCCACCCAACAGGCCACUUCCACCGAAACCUGUGAAGCUGUCACCAACUCCAACGACUCCCCAGCCAUCGAGACCUCCGCCAUCAAGGCCACAAGUUCCCUUGGGGAUGAACCCGCCAACAAGGCCAGGGACUGCGAAUAGCUGGAGAUCUGGGUCAACAGCCUCCUCCUCUCUCGGUUUCCCCGUCUCGACAACACCAACCUCCUGGACAUCGGGCGUUUCCAAGAGGCCCCUCAAGUAUGCCCAAGGGAGGUACGGACGUAUUGAGCUGGUCCCGCAGCCGAGCGACGAUCCGGACGACCCUUUGAACUGGCCGUCUUGGAGGAAAGAACUCCACUUUUACUCGCUCCUGAUGGGUGUUGCUAUGACCGGCGUGACCAAGACCAUGUUCAUGACCGUCAAUGCCCAAAUUGCCGACAUAUACAAAGUUUCCUAUACCGCUGUUGCCGCGUUGACUGGCAUCCCGCUCAUUCUUUCCGCCCUGGCCGGCUUAGCUUGCCUUGUGACCUCGAGGAUUUGCGGAAAGCGACCGCUCUAUCUCGUCUCGCUGCUAUGUUUGUUCAUCGGCACGGUCUGGAGCACCAGUGUCACCAGCAACUAUGCUCAGUGUAUGGCUGCUCGAGUCUUCCAGGGCCUAGCUUGGGGUGCUUUCGACACCCUCGUUUUGGGGUCGAUUCAGGACACCUACUUCGAUCAUGAACGUGGGCUUCGCGUCGCCAUUCACUCCAUCGUGGCCACCACGACAGUUUGGGGACCCCCGUUGAUUGGCGGUGCAGCUUCGCAGGGACCAUCCGGUUUCAGCUUACAACCCACGAUCCUGAGCGCCUUCUUCGUGGUUACGGUGCCCGCCAUCGCCCUCGGAGUACCAGAGACAGCCUAUGAUCGAACCCCCCCAUACCUCCAGACGCCCUCAACAUCCAACAGCGAGUUCAAGGGUUCUACCCCGCUGACGCCACGACGCGUUCCUCUCCUCGAGGCAAUCGCGGAUUACAUGGUCAAAUUGAAACCCAAGGCCUACAGCAGCAAAGCUGACCUUCGCACGCUGCUUCAAGCCCCGCGCGCCUUCAUCACCCCGACAACGACUAUGCUCGCGCUCGUCUCUCUGCUCCCCUACGGGUCCCUCUGGGGCUUAACCGCCUCCCUCUCCCUUCUCUUUUAUCCCCUCCCCUUCAUGUUAUCUCCGGCAGUCAUCGGGGUCAUCUUCCUCAGCCCCUUCCUCCUCUCUAGCGCCGCUACCGCCGCUACCGCCUUCCUCCCCGCGUGGCAAAACCGUUUCGCCCCAAGGAUGCACAUGGUCGCCAUCGCGGCGGCAUCUGCCAUUGGCCUGACCGGCCUCCUCACUUUUGGUCUCCACCUCAAUAAAGCCAUGACCCCUCCGCCGGAAGCCUCUCCCUCCGCCUCGGGCAACAUCCCAACCCCAGAGGAACAGGGCAGCCACACCGCUAUCAGGACCUCGGUUUUCGCCUUGUCGUACCUGGGUCCGCGCGCCAACCUCCCUGCCUGCUCGUUCGCUCUCGGCCUUCUCGCUGCCGCCGCCGCCCUCUUCCACGCCACCGCGGCGCCCCUCAUCCGCGCCAGUACCUCCUUCACCGCCGCCAACCUCGCCGUCGCCACCCGCAUCACGGUCGACAUGACCGGCGGCCUCGCCUUCUGGCAGGCCCUGGGCGCGGGCAUCUUUGUCAUGGGCACACCCAACGCCGUUUGGUGGUGGGACGGCCUCAAGGCGUUCUGCGUGGGAGUCGGCGCAGCGCAAGCUGCGGUGGCCGCCGCCGUGGGCAUCGUGUGGUGGUUCUGUGGGGACGCGAUCAGGAGGUGGGACGGCAGGGUCAUGGGGUUAGUUGAUCUAGAAGGAUUGAAGAGGGCGGGAAGUUUCUUCGACAUGGAUUGACUUGAAACAGAAAGGUGAGGUCCUCAGACAAGGCGGAUCGUGACUCAAGUGGUAAAAAGCUAGGGUAUGCUGGAUGCUUCCUGGAAUUUUUUUGGCGUUUCCGGUGGUAAGAAGGUGUAGGCAUUUGCUGGUUCUUGUUUGUCUUGGAUAUGGAUGGAUAUGGGAAUGGGCGGGACUCAAACAAUGGGGGAUCACGGCCGGUACUUGUCUUGAGGAGUGUAGUGUAUAUGAUGCCAGUCAUCAACAAUGUCACUUUUUCCGCACGGCUUGUAGGAACCACCCUGCCCUGCUGCUAGCUAGCCACCUGGCAAAUUAUACGCCGAACUCACCCUGCAUGUCCCUGGUCUUCCAUGAGCCGCUCGACAUUCGUGGCGUCCACAUGUAAUAGCCAACCUGGCUCGUCUGACCGGCUCAGUUCCCGCUGUUGGGAGAGCCCGGCGGAUAAGAGAGCAAACUAGAUGCUUUCGAACCUUAUUCCCUCCUUGUCCCCUUUCAUCUUUGGCGCGCCGUGGUUACCAAUCCCCACCCCACGCUGAGCCCUUAAAAAAACGUGGAAAGUCUGCGGCAGACACUAGACCAAGUCAGAGUGAGAAUUGGCGGACCAUUCGAACGAGAGUGAUGUGAGUGAACGCGUGAGGACACCCCGGGAUCACGGGGCCUUGUCCAACGUCACUCUGGCCUGUGCUAAGAGGUCUCGGGGGCAGCAACAAGAGCGCACGAUGGCGCGCAGGGGAGGUAGUGA